Magallana angulata is the source of this 2051-nucleotide messenger RNA. RefSeq names its product outer dynein arm-docking complex subunit 3-like. Gene Ontology annotation, biological process: outer dynein arm assembly; cilium movement. Lineage: Eukaryota; Metazoa; Mollusca; Bivalvia; Ostreida; Ostreidae. The transcript has 12 exons. The record is from RefSeq and is a predicted model, not a curated record. Gene Ontology annotation, cellular component: cilium. The coding region runs from base 84 to 1727 and encodes 547 amino acids.
AUGACACGCACCUUGGAUACGUACAAACACCAUAUUGACUGUCAACAUUGUAUUGAGUUAAAUAAAACAAGGAGGUUUACAAGAUGCCGUCCGGUGCAGGCUUGCUUCAGCGGCCUAUUAAUGAGCAAAUUGAUGAACUCAAGUCAAAGAUCGCCCUCUUGGAGGGUGAUCGUAAGGCUUACUAUGAGACGUCACAGUUUGCAAUGAAAAAGAAUAGGGAGACAAUAUUGAAGCUGAGAAAAGAGAACAAAGAAGUUCGCAAGAAGCUCAGUGACUCCCUGUCUCAAGAUCAACAUGUCAUCAACAAAGCUUUCCAAGAUCGCCCAGUGGAGAGAGCCUCCAUGAAAAACAAGUCUGGCAGGCAAGCCAUCACGGUGAUGGAUCACAAGGUCUGUGACACGAUGAAGCGGCUCAACGCCCUCAAACACCAGACCGCCCAGAAACAGAAGAGGCUGGAGAAGUUACAGACGGAGUACCAGCAGAUGGUGGACGACAGCUCCGAGGCCGUGGCCACGGACAAGGGCGAGUCCAAGGACGCGCAGUCAAUGCGGUAUCUUGAGAACAGUUAUGAUAAAACUAAACUCAAGAUUGAUGAGGCCUCCCACUUGAAGAGAAUUUAUGAAGACAUCAAGAGGAAACUGGAAGUUGAGGCCGGAAACUUCCCCAGUAUCCUGGAUUGUAUGGAGGCGGAGAUCCGCAACACCAAGGCCGAGCUGAAGGAGUUACGGGCCAUGCAUGACGACGCCCACAUCUCCAAGGAGGCCGCCCAGCAGGAGUUAGCCAAGCACGAGAAGGUUGUGUACACUGAGCGUAAACAGCGUGAGGUCGAGCUCCAGAAAAUGAAGAAAGAAGCCGAGGAGAAGAAAAUGCAGCAUGAACGCAUUGAGCGAAGAAUUGCCCAGCGUGGUUCAAUCCAGCAGGAUGAGCUCUCUCCCCAGGAGAAACAAGCGCUGCAGGGCGAGGAACAGCAGCAGAAAAUCACCACCUACGAGGAGGCAUUCAAACGUAUCAAGGAGGCCACCGGCGUCUCAGACACCAUGGAAGUGGUGCGACGAUUUGAGGGACAGGACGAAACGACCAAGCACCUGGAGGCGCUACAGAAGGACAACGAGAAACAGAUCACACGGCUGAAGGAAGACAAGGAGAAACUCCAGAUGGAGUUUGAGGAGAUGAAGUACACUGGCGAUGCCAAACUCUCAAGUGGAGAGAGAAUGCUUGAGGAAUUCCAGAGUCAUCUUCAGAAGGAGGAGGACAGAAGAUCUCAUGCUGAGGAUAACCUUAACCGCAACAGUAACAUCAUGGUGUCAGUGAAGGCCGGAGUGGAGCACCUGUCUGACAAACUUCACCACCUCAAAGCUAGUAAAGGACACGUUCCCACAGCACAGAUCGCCCCGACCUCGGACGAGUACGUCCUGGAUCAGCUGUCGACGUGCGAGGAGAAGCUGCUGAAAUUACUGGAGGAACUGGACGGCAAGGAGCUCCAGGAGAUAAUGAAACAGAUGGAGGAGGAAGAGUUCCAUGCUAGUAUAGAGGGAAAGCUUCCACAAUACAACACGCGUAUCAAGCUCCCCACCACACAAAGGGACAUGGUUUAUGAUGAUGACGAGGACAGCGGUGAUGAUGAUACUGACGUACCCAAUCGUAAUGCAAUCAAGAAACAGUCACAAUUUAUCGUGGACUCUAAAACCAAACGACGUACCACCAAGAAAAAGAAGAAGACCAAAUAAAAAGAUGACGGGACUCCAAAACGAGACUUAUUAGAUCGAUCAGUCAGACAUUAUCUCCUCUCCCCAGGUCCGAUGCCCUAAUCCAUCAUCUAUAUACUGACAGUGCUCCAGCGGUGUAAAUAUGUAAUCAGCUUCACUGACAUUUGGAAUCUAUAAACUACCUAAAUUUAAAAUUUGUGUUUUGUUACGAGCUGGGAGAGCUGUUCGACUGCCUGAAAUAUGACUUGAUCAUGAAUUAAAUCCGUGUUAUGAUGUUAAUCCUUUUAUUUCUUUGUUCUGGUUAUUUAUAAAAUUAUGUAUAAUAAAUAUUUAAAUUUAAAAUAA